CCGGUAACCAGUUGACACGGACACGGCUUUUUGUUUCGAAAGAAUCGAAAGAGAAGAGAAGGGAGAUAGAGAGAGAGACAGAGUAGAGGAGAGGACUGACUCUCGUCUCGUCUCUUCGCUGCAACCAAUAGCUGUUCUCUCUGCUCUUCAACGGAUUCCUCUUUGGCCAGAAAAAAAGGGUCUUGAGGAUUCCAAAGGAGAAUGCAACUUGCGUAGGUAGACGUAUAGCAACUAAGAGAAGACUCGCCUGCCUUGAUUUAUCUGAGGAGAAGUAUAAAGUUUUGAUCUUUGGAGAUGGGUAUGGACCUAGCUGCUGAUAAGGAGAACAACACAACCUCCUUACCUUCUUCAUUUGAAUCCUGCAACUGCUACAAAGUUGCAAACCUCACAGAAACAAUCCUAAACCCUGUAAACGUUUCUAAUCUAAGAGACCGGUACGUGCUUGGGGAACAGCUAGGCUGGGGACAGUUCGGUGUGAUCAGAGUCUGUUCCGACAAGUCGACAGGAGAGAGGCUCGCUUGCAAGUCCAUCUCCAAAGACAGGCUCGUGACGCGAGACGACAUGAAGAGCAUCAAGCUCGAGAUUGCCAUCAUGACUAAGUUAUCCGGACACCCUAACGUCGUGGAUCUCAAGGCGGUUUACGAGGAGGAGGACUCUGUGCAUCUCGUGAUGGAGCUUUGCGCGGGAGGCGAGCUUUUUCAUAAGCUGGAGAAGUAUGGGAGGUACUCUGAGGUUCGCGCCAGGGUGCUGUUUAAGCAUUUGAUGCAGGUGGUUAAGUUUUGUCAUGAUAAUGGUAUUGUCCACCGGGACUUGAAGCCUGAGAACGUUCUCAUGGCCACGGUGUCUUCUUCCUCUCCCAUCAAACUAGCUGACUUUGGUCUGGCAACUUACAUCAAGCCCGGGGAGAAGCUAAGCGGGACGGUUGGUAGUCCGUUUUAUAUAGCACCGGAGGUGUUGUCAGGGGGGUAUAACGAAGCUGCAGAUGUAUGGAGUGCAGGGGUUAUUUUGUACAUACUUCUCAGUGGAGUGCCUCCCUUUUGGGGAAAGACUAAGUCAAAGAUUUUUGAUGCUGUCAGGGCUGCAGAUUUGAGGUUUUCUGGUGAGCCAUGGGACAGUAUAACUUCACACGCCAAGGAUCUGAUCCGUGGGAUGCUCUGUGUUGAUCCUUCACAGAGGUUAUCAGCUGAUGAUGUUCUAGCUCACUCUUGGAUGGAGCAGGUAACAGUAUCAGGAGAAGGACAAUAUGAUCAAGAUGGGUUUGGAUGUGAAGGAUUGGAGAACGGUGGAUGUUCUUUCUCCACAGGAUAUGUUUCUAGGGAGCAGGACUAUAGCUUCAGCAUGGGGCAGUUAGAGCCGUUGGCUGAUAACGAUUGUAGAUCAUCAUUCUCCUCUUUCUUACCUGCGGAUAACAACAACAACAACAACAACAUACAGUCAGCUUCUGGUUUUGGUGGGUUUUCUUUUGAUGGGAAACAACCUGAAUCAACCUCCGUUGGCUUCUCAUCAACUGGAGUUCCAUCUAUGCCAAGCUUUAGCUUCUUUAGUCCAAGCCAAGCGACGACAGAGAACAACAACAUUGAUGAAACAGAUGGGAAACUUCGAGACUCAAGCCCAAAGAGGUUACAUCCUUCACAGGAUGCUUCUUUACAACUUGAGAGGCGAGAGGAAGAUGGUGAGAAUCAGACAGGAGCAGUAGUAGGAAAGUCAGAGACGAGAAGGGAAAGAGGAAACUGGUCAAGAAUGUCAGGUCUGCACAGCAAAAGAAACCGGACGAUAGGACUUGGUGAGCUAGACCAGUUGGUGGUGGAUGUUGCAGUCACUGAGUCGAUCAUCCGAUGGGCGUCUUGCACGCAUAUUCCCACCGCUCCAUCUCUCAGAUUGUCUCUCGUCUGCUAGAACCAAUGAAGAGGACUCUUAUGAGUAUAAAUUAUUGUAUGUAAAAACAACAUCUGAUUUUGGUCUUGUAUUGGUCUUUGUUUUCUGUAGUAACAUCUGUCCAUGGAAAAACUGACCACAGCUGUAAAAACAAACAACCGGAGGUGUCUCAGCAAUAGAGUGUGGUUUUGAAUUU
Molecule: messenger RNA, 2071 nt
Organism: Raphanus sativus (radish)
Lineage: Eukaryota; Viridiplantae; Streptophyta; Magnoliopsida; Brassicales; Brassicaceae
Product: calcium-dependent protein kinase 24-like
Exons: 5
Coding region: 295-1896 (533 amino acids)
Biological process (GO): peptidyl-serine phosphorylation; intracellular signal transduction; protein autophosphorylation
Cellular component (GO): nucleus; cytoplasm
Molecular function (GO): calmodulin binding; calcium/calmodulin-dependent protein kinase activity; ATP binding
Source: RefSeq, a predicted model, not a curated record